Messenger RNA from Vombatus ursinus (common wombat), 3890 nucleotides. Its product is annotated as ralA-binding protein 1. Gene Ontology annotation, molecular function: small GTPase binding; GTPase activator activity. The record is from RefSeq and is a predicted model, not a curated record. Gene Ontology annotation, cellular component: membrane. NCBI's taxonomy places the organism in Eukaryota, Metazoa, Chordata, Mammalia, Diprotodontia, Vombatidae. The coding region runs from base 217 to 2187 and encodes 656 amino acids. Gene Ontology annotation, biological process: endocytosis; small GTPase-mediated signal transduction; positive regulation of GTPase activity. The transcript is spliced from 11 exons.
GAUGAAAGGCAGCCUGGCGUGAUGAUGUCAAAACUUAAGCCAAGACACCUGGUUUUGAAUCCCAGCUCCAGUACUCACUUGCGUCGGCCCUUGGGUCUGCAUGCUUCGGAGGGGGUCGGGCUCCCUGGUCUGAAUUCAAGUUUUGCCCGUUUACUACUGUGCCAGGUGUAAUGGAUAGGUAACAGAAGAAUUUCACUUACUUGUCAAGGAGUCAAAAUGACUGAGUGCUUCCUGCCUCCUACCAGCAGCCCUAGCGAGCACCGUAGGGUAGAGCAUGGUAGUGGUCUUACUCGAACUCCCAGCUCUGAAGAGAUCAGCCCUACUAAGUUUCCUGGAUUAUACAGGACUAGUGAGCCGUCACCUCCCCAUGACAGCCUACAUGAGCCUCCGGAUAUAGUGUCUGAUGAUGAAAAGGAACAUGGAAAGAAAAAAGGAAAAUUUAAGAAAAAGGAAAAAAGGACUGAAGGCUAUGCUGCCUUUCAGGAAGACAGCUCAGGAGAUGAGGCAGAAAGUCCUUCCAAAAUGAAGAGGUCCAAGGGAAUACAUGUCUUUAAGAAGCCGAGCUUUUCUAAAAAGAAGGAAAAGGAUUUUAAAGUAAAAGAGAAACCCAAAGAAGAAAAACAUAAAGAAGAAAAGCACAAGGAAGAAAAACAUAAAGAGAAGAAGUCAAAAGACUUGACAGCAGCUGAUGUUGUUAAACAGUGGAAGGAAAAGAAGAAAAAGAAAAAGCCAACUCAGGAGCCAGAAAUGCCUCAGGUUGAUGUUCCAAGUCUCAGACCCAUUUUUGGGAUACCUGUGGCUGAAGCAGCAGAGAGGACCAUGAUGUACGAUGGCAUCCGCCUGCCAGCAGUUUUUCGUGAAUGUGUAGAUUAUGUAGAGAAGUAUGGCAUGAAAUGUGAAGGCAUCUACAGAGUUUCAGGAAUAAAAUCAAAGGUGGAUGAGCUAAAAGCAGCCUAUGACCGAGAAGAAUCUCCAAACUUGGAAGAGUACGAACCUAAUACAGUAGCCAGUUUGCUGAAGCAGUAUUUGCGAGACCUUCCUGAAAACUUGCUUACCAAAGAGCUUUUGCCCAGAUUUGAAGAGGCUUGUGGGAGGAACACAGAGGGUGAGAAAGUGCAGGAAUUCCAGCGCUUGCUGAAAGAGUUGCCAGAGUGUAACUAUCUUCUGAUUUCCUGGCUGAUUGUGCACAUGGACCAUGUUAUAUCAAAGGAAUUGGAAACGAAAAUGAACAUACAGAAUAUUUCUAUAGUGCUCAGCCCUACCGUUCAGAUAAGUAACCGUGUCCUGUAUGUGUUUUUUACACAUGUGCAAGAGCUCUUUGGAAAUGUAAUCCUAAAACAGGUGACUAAACCACUUCGAUGGUCUAACAUGGCCACUAUGCCAACACUGCCAGAAACACAGGAAAGCAUCAAGGAGGAAAUCAGAAGACAGGAGUUUCUUUUGAACUGUCUACACCGAGAUUUACAGGCAGGAAUAAAAGAUUUAUCCAAGGAAGAAAGGUUAUGGGAGGUACAAAGAAUUUUAACAGCCCUCAAAAGGAAACUGAGAGAAGCAAAAAGACAAGAGUGUGAAACCAAGAUUGCUCAAGAGAUUGCCAGUCUUUCAAAAGAGGAUGUUUCCAAAGAAGAAAUGAAUGAAAAUGAAGAAGUUAUAAAUAUUCUACUUGCCCAGGAAAAUGAGAUUCUGACUGAACAAGAAGAGCUUCUAGUUAUGGAACAGUUCCUUCGGAGACAGAUUGCUUCAGAAAAAGAAGAGAUAGAACGUCUCAGAGCAGAAAUUGCUGAAAUUCAAAGUCGACAGCAGCACGGUCGGAGUGAAACAGAGGAAUAUUCCUCUGAGAGUGAGAGUGAGAGUGAGGAUGAAGAGGAGCUGCAGGUCAUUCUCGAAGACUUACAGAGACAGAAUGAAGAGCUGGAGAUAAAGAACAAUCAUUUGAACCAAGCAAUUCACGAAGAGCGAGAGGCCAUCAUUGAACUUCGAGUGCAGCUUCGGCUGCUACAGAUGCAGCGAGCAAAAUCUGAGCAGCAGCUGCAGGAAAAUGAAGAGCCAGAAAAGCGUGGGGGUGGACCUCAGCAGCAAAGAGACAGUGUCCCUGAAACAAAAGCAGCAAAAGAGCAGCAGCCAAAGGCGGUCAAAGAGCAAGCGAAGCCAUCACCAAGCAAAGACCGGAAGGAAACACCGAUAUGAUCAGCCUGUAAGGCAUCAAUGAAAUCUAUUAGACUUAACAAGGACUGUGCAAUUUACUGUAAUACUGAGAAUAAAAGUGCACACAUCUCUUCUGGUGUACAUUAUGUAAAGAAGUCUUUUAAUCCUGGGGAUGCUUGUCUGUUUCAUAUGUAUGAAUUCUACCCAUCAGGCUCAGGUUACAUGAGUGAGUGUACAAAGCAGUGAAAGCAUUUUCAGACUUGAAGGGGACAGAUGUGUUUUCCAGAUAGAAUUAGCUUAUUUGAAGAUUAAUUUGCUUCAGUUCACAUAAAAUGAACCUCAAAACUUUUAAGUAAUUCUUAAGAAUAGUUUGAUUUUUAAAACCAAAAAUGUAUUUUUGUUUUCACUACAGCAGAAUUGGAGGCUCGAUCUCUCUUUUCAGGGGAAAACAAAUCGGACAUGAAUUACUGUAUCUGCCUUGUGAAUUGAUCUGUUGUUUCACCCAUCAUUUCUGCUUAGUCACUUUUGCUUGUGCCUUUUAUACCUUUUUGGUGCAUAAUGGGGGAGCCAUCUGAACCUUUCAUGAUGGACAAGAAUGGCUUGGGCUAUACUUUUAUAUAUCCUUAUAAAUUCUAACUUUGCAAUUCUAGACUACACUAAAAUAAAUUUACACCACUCCAGGACUGCAGGGUUCAGUCCCAGUAAGACAGAUGUGAUCUGCCCUUGAUGCUCUCUUGUAUCAGAACUGUUUGGCAGCACGAGCCACAAAGAACAGAAAGUGAGGAUAGGCCCACUUGUUGCUAAUUUUGGCCACACCAUUAAUCAAUCAGCAAAUUGCUUCAUAUUCUUCGUGGCUUUCCCACGAAGUUGGUUGGAGGCAUUAGCCUUCUCCAAAUUCCUUUCCACACAGAAGUGGGUAAAUCUUUAAUGUGACUGAUCUUUUACUAAAUACGGGUGGAUUUCUAUUGCUUGCUUAGGCUAGAAUGUAAUGUCUCUUUGCCUGGUUAAGCCAUAUACUCUCUUGAACAAAAUCUUAAAUUCUGUCUUUCAAGUGAGCCUGAUUUAUAGCCUCCCAUUUGAUAGGAUUCAGCAAUAGAAAACCAUUACUUUUUAAUAGUUGCUAAGCUGUUCUUUUCCUUUAUUAAUUGAGAUUUAUACCUAAAAGCAAUGAUCCUUCCCUAACACCUGUCAUCUUAGGCCAUUUUCUGUUUAAGACAGUUAUUCUUUUCUGUUAGAGACUAAAUGACGUCCAUGAAAUUUGUCAAAUAUUCGACAUAUGACAAUGAAAAUGAACCCCAAGAACAUUGGUAAUCUUUAUUCCCUAGAACUUUGAGUAUUUAUUUUCAGCACCUCUUGGAUGUGGUUGUAUCCUCUACCUAUUGCACUGUUGUGAAUUGUUGGCCAUUAUUUGAUUUUGUACAAAAAAACAAAGCUUUGAUAUGUUAUAGAAAACAACAUACUAUUUUUUUAAAAUCUGGAGAGAAGAUAUUAUGGUGACUAAAAUAUGGUCAGGUGAUGAACGUAAAUGUAUAAAGCCUUCUUAGUGUUCUGUUACAUUCAUUUUCUAUUUGCUGGCAAAAAUAUUUAAGGUUACUUUUUUGUUUGUGUAAACACUAAUUUCUAUCCAGCUGUUAUGAUUUUUUAAUCAUUGUUUCCAUUCUCUUAAUAUUGGCUAACUUUUAUUUUGUGCCAGGACCAUUAAGCAUCAAGCAAAUAAAUUCAAGCAGCCAUUUGGGAUAAAAGUU